Onychostoma macrolepis is the source of this 4982-nucleotide messenger RNA. RefSeq names its product stabilizer of axonemal microtubules 4 (gene saxo4). Lineage: Eukaryota; Metazoa; Chordata; Actinopteri; Cypriniformes; Cyprinidae. Gene Ontology annotation, molecular function: phosphatase binding. The transcript has 12 exons. The record is from RefSeq and is a predicted model, not a curated record. The coding region runs from base 2226 to 3203 and encodes 325 amino acids.
CCCAACUCUCACCUUGCAGGGGAAGAUUCAUUUAACCCUGACAAACAGCCAGAAAUGUUUUUCAAAGCUGUUUUUGAGGUGGUUAGGCUGGUUGUCACCCUAAGGGUGCACAAGUUUGUCCAUCAACCAAGAAAUUUCUGGGAGUUUAAAGGUGUAGAUUAGAUCCAAGGGGCGCCUCCGCCUGGUGAAUACUUACCUAGGCACUGUAAAAAAAAAAGCUCUGUAACUUACCUGAACCUACCUCACCUUACCUGCACUGAUAAAACCCCACUGGCCCCCAAUGUAGUGCACCGUUCCGUAUCCUGUUGCAUGCCACAAAGAUUAAUCCAUUUGAGGAGAUGACUGCAGAAAAGGAAGAGAGUUUUUUGGUCACGGACACAUCACCGUGCCGCUUGAGCAAACCCAACGGUGCCGUUAUUCGCAAGGGCAGUCAUGCCUACACGCACCGCUCAAUAAACGCCCUCGCCCAGCUCUCAUGAGAGCGACAGGCCACCCUGCAGAGGCAAUAUUUCGCAUUCGCUCUCUGGUAGAUAGGAGCGAUGACGCCCUGUCAGCGAAGGUGAGACAGAAUUAAUGUGGGAGACAGGUAGACAGCGGGGACGUGCUGAUAGCCGCUGUAAUGAUGGAUCUGACUUUAUCUUUCCAGAGCGAAGAGUAAUGUUAAUACGUGAUGUGUUAUUGCUGUACUCACGGCGGAGGCCAUGGUGAUUAUGCAAAUGACUUCAGCUGUGAGACGGACAAGGCCACACAGACUGUAUAGAGUUGUUAAGUGCGUCUGGGAUCUGAUAAUAAUAUAUAAGCGCACUCUCAACACUGUAAAUAUUUAAUAGACAUAUGUGCAUCAUGGGACACUGAACAAGAAGAUGAUGAUGAUGAUGAUGAUGUGAAACAAAGGGCGUGAAGUGACAAGGCUGCAGACACCCGUCCAGUGCUUCAUUUGAAUAGCACAACAGCGCCGCCCCGUGGACACAUACAUCCACAAUCUCCAAGAGCUGUGUGACUGAACUAUUUUAAAAGUCUUGACAUCUGUUAAAGUGACGUCAAAGUGACGCUGGAUAAUAUCUGAUGACGUUCAGCAUCUCAGGUAAAUUCUCACGAGGAAUGAAAAAGAUUCAAGCAGUUAUGAGAUAUGUUGAGUGCAGAAAUGAGUCUUGUAAUCCAUUUCAAAUCAUAAUGAAGAUGAUUAUCAUUCUUAUUAAUAUUUUUUUGUGAACUAGGCUCCUAUCCACAACUUCUUUCUCAUAUGCAAGACUUUUUUUUUUUUUUUUGCAAUUUAAAUGUAGACUAAUUUAACCUAUUAAAAGUCUAUCAAUCAAUUUGUAAUAACUUGGUAUUUUAUUAACAUGGUCAUGAUCCCUGAGCAAGUCUCUCUUGCAAAAAUUAGCCAUGGUUUUACUACAGAUAAAACCAGAUACCAUGGUUAUUAUAGCCUAGUUAAACCAUGGUAACCACAAAUUAACCAUGGUAUUUGCAGUAAAACAGUGGUUAUACAAAUGUUAAUCAGUACGCCAAAAAAGUUUACUAACCUUUUACUAUAGUAAAACCAUGGUUAAUUUUCGAAAGGGCUGUCAUGUCAGUAUUCAGUUGUCGUGUCAGGUUAUUUUUGAACGAACAUUUUAAUUUACUAUCUAGUAAUAACUUACCUUCCGAAAAUUAACCAUGGCUUUAUUAGGCUAUAUUAAAAGUGUAUAGGCUAACCAUUGUUUACUCUAAUUGUUAACAUUGUUUGUUACCAUUUGUAUAACCAAAGAUUUACUACAAAUACCAUGGUUAAACUAUGGUUAGUGCAGCAAAACCAUGGAUAAUUUGUGGUUACUGUGGUUUAAUAACCAUGUUUCUUGGUUUUAUGUGUAGUAAAACAAUGGUUAAUUUUCGUAACAGCUUAUGUCAUCAGUCGUCUUCUGAGGUAAUUUUUGUACAUACAUCGAUUCGUAGGCCGUGAUCAAUUCUCCCUUUCUACUUUGUAAUGUCUCUUACCUUUAAUCUCCACCAGAUGAAGUUUGUAUGUGAAUAUUAUUUAAACUUCUUGUUGAACAGUAGUGUGAUGUACUGCAAAGCCGUUACCUCACCUUCCCGCGUCGUGUCACACGCGUGGCACGUGACUAGCUCGUGCUGCCAUUGUCCUGGUAACGGUUACCUGGUAACGAGCGCGAGGAUAAAAGAGCAACUCACGGCGCGCACAGUUGUUACGGUUCUGUAUUUUGUUAGGUUAGUCACAGUCACAGAUGGUUGGACCCUUGGGUGCAGUCAAACCUUUGGUUGGAACUGGCAGACCAGGGGGGCGUCUGACUAACAUCGGCCUCGACCAAUACUGCACCUCCUACAGACAGUCUUACAGUAAGGAGUUAUUCCAGUCAUGUCUAGGUCAUCAUUUUGGGACGGGUUACUCUGCCAACCAUCGUCCUGUUCUGUACUACAGCUCCAGCCUGGACCGCUAUGAUAAUCCACAGUUUGGUCUCUCACUGUUGGACAGUUUUGAUUCUCAAACAAAGCGUCAUUACCAGCGUCUGGUUCUGCCCGACGGGACGGAGCCUUUGGCCUGUUUGGGAUCCAGACGCAGAGAGAGCGGAUAUUUGCAGCUCCAAGCUCAGCCAAGACCUAGAGCAGAGUCCUGUCAGACUGAAUAUAAAGGCACUUACAUUCCUCACCGUCUCAGAGUUUUGGUUGGACCCAUAGAAGAUAGUGGAUACACUAAGGAAGCCAAUCUACAGCCGAACACCUUCCUCCCUCAAAAUAUUAAGAUGGAUGACGCUCGCAGGACACAGGAAAGUGUGAUGAGGACUGACUUCCUUCCCGGAUGUUUUCUACAGGGCAGUGAAGCAUUACCAAAACUUGCCUCCCGUGCACUUCGAGAAACUGGAUUUACAAGAGAAACCCGGAGGCCUCUGACCAGUUCAGCCUUUCUGCAGGGUGGUGUUAGUGAGGACAGCGGACAGAAGACUAGAACUGCUGCCACUAGAUGGUCCAUUGGGCCAAUGGGCUCAUCAGGAUUCGUCCUGAACGCCCCCAACAUCACAAGCCUCUCACAUACACCAGCCGACCCGCAACACUUCCUCACACACUACCAAAGCAAAUUUUGUGACAAAUCAUCAGUGGUGCAGCACAGAUCAGAACGGGUGAGAGGAGGCAUACAGAGACACAGAGAAAGCGGGUACAAUGGACGAGACACAGAUAGGUGUUUUUCUGCUGAAGUGUUGUUGUAAUGCAUCAAAGUUCAGCCUUGAUGUUCCACGGUGUCAGAGCAGCACAAACCUCCCCCUAGUGGCCAGUUCACUUCAUAGACCUCUGAACCUGACGCUGAGUGAGCAAGUGCUGACAGUGGGGUCAGAAAUCAGACCAGCUUGCCUUUAAGAUUUUUAUUCAUUAGCCUAUGAGAUGGUGUUUCUCAUUUAAAAAUCUUCAUAUAAAUUUUCCAACUAAAGCACAACCAUAUUUUCAAGUCUUUAAACGGUGGCAAUUCGCAAGGUUGAUUUCCAUAAAGUUUAUUCACUUUAUAACCACAUUUCAUGUUUUAGGCAUCAUACGGUUUCUCAUUGGUGGACAAAGAAAGUUUUGGGCAACGGUGAUCUCCAUUGGAGCUCAAAAGUGGGAGUUGUGUGUUUUUUCCCAGACAGAAACUAGUUAAAACUUUUGACUCGAUAUUAAAAAGCCACUUUUGUGGUGUUUGAAGUGGAUAAACACUUCCUUAAAGUGAAACAUUUUACUAAAUGUCUUUCGUCUUCCUUCUGCCUGCAUGGUUUUAUGAAUUUAUGAAUUUCAUGGCUGUAGCAGCCAUUACAACACUUUUUAUGAUGGAUGCAUUUAGAACCAAUAAAAGCAAUUUCCAAAUCACUUUUAGAAAUUAGAAAGAAGUCCUCAAUUGAUUAGAAUUACUAACCUAAUUCAAAUUUAUGAGCCAAGCUGAUAAGUUUUAAAAUCCGUCCCUGCUUUGACAUCCCUGAUGAAGGGCAAAGGUUUUGCAGAGCUUUUGAAACAUUUACGGUCAACAUGACAUUUAUGUAUUUCUUACAUACAGGUUUAUUGAAUAGAUGGGAAAAGAAUGUGAUUUCUAUUUGUAUGCACAGAUGUAGUCCUACCCAGAUAUAUAUAUAAGUUACAUUUACUUAUUUUAGAGAGAUUGUUUUUUUUUUUCAUUUUUAAAUUUAGCUGAACAUUUUACGUCUGCUAAAAUUUCUGGAAAAAAAUUGUGAACUAAAGGGAAAGUAAUGCUGCAGCUGCAAAAUCGUCUUUUAUGCAUCCCUGUACCUGCAAGUUAGCAUUUAUGAGAAUGUAAUUAUUUUAUCUUGUUUUAUUAUAGGCUUUAUUAGAAAAAAUCACAUGUAUUCAUAGACGUUAAUACAACUUGUGUAUGCAGCUGUAGAAAAUAAACAGGUUCGUAAUAAGUCUGUGGUGUUUUCUUUUGCAUGGAAAAGUCCAAAGUUCUUCUUUUUCAUUUGAAAUGUUUAACAGUCAUAUCAGUCACCAGUUUGUGCCUCUAUCAUGUGAAAUGCUGGAAUUGUGCUAAUAUGCAUAUUCAUGUUGGAUCAACUGAAUUGGAACUGAUAAAAUUUACUAUACAAUGUAAAAAGUGAUAAGUUCCACAUUACAGUGUGGCAUAUGGUGAGUGUAUAGGCCUAUGUCAGUUUAUAACUGUUUAUAUUAUACUAUAUCUAAAGUAUUUAAAUAGGCUAUUCUUUCAAUUUAAAGUCUAAAUCCUAAAUUGUCUUUUUUUAAAACAGCAGAAUAUAGAUUUUCACUCAAAGUUAUAAACGUUUUACAGCAUUCUAGAAGCAAGAUGCAACAUGCAUUGUCUCAUUAUUAUUCAUUUUCACUUUGAAUGGUAAGGUAAAUUACUUAUUUAAAAAAAGAAGAGGUUUUUAAUGUUGCAUUUUUACUUUAUAUUUCUGUCGAGAUGACUGAUAUUGUUUCAGCAUGACUGCACUUUGCCGGCUGGAUGUGGAACUCGAACCUAAGUAACUCUUCUUUAUCUCCGCGCUCUCCCC